Hypoxylon trugodes is the source of this 3501-nucleotide messenger RNA. RefSeq lists its product as uncharacterized. The coding region runs from base 150 to 2879 and encodes 909 amino acids. The transcript is spliced from 2 exons. NCBI's taxonomy places the organism in Eukaryota, Fungi, Ascomycota, Sordariomycetes, Xylariales, Hypoxylaceae. The record is from RefSeq and is a predicted model, not a curated record. Gene Ontology annotation, molecular function: clathrin binding. Gene Ontology annotation, biological process: clathrin-dependent endocytosis; clathrin coat disassembly. Gene Ontology annotation, cellular component: intracellular membrane-bounded organelle; vesicle; cytoplasm.
UGGCAGUACCUAAUCGCAUGACUUUGAAUCUGUGAGAAAGCGAAAGCAUAUGCAACUGAUUUCUAGAUCAACACCGUGGCCAUUGGAGGCGCAACUUAAUAAUGUGGCAUCCUUGACAUGACGAAAUUCUUUUUUUCUCCCGCGCGACCAUGGACGAUCUCUCAGGACUUGAUUGGUCCUCGACCAAUUCGGGCAAAAACAACAAUAAGCCCGCCCCUAUGAACCCCAUGAACCCGCCGACAUUCUAUCCCUCUUUACGCCCGACUCCGUCUCCUCAACCUUCCGGUCGAUCUACACCGCUAUCCACCCAAGUCUCUGGCUUCAACGCCCCUAAGCCAAACCCCUCGAAACCGGCAGCCGACAGCUUCAGCGGUCUCGUGAGCUUUAGCGGCAACAAGAGUAACACUAAUCUAAGUCUCCGAGAACGUCAGGAGCAAUUAGAGGCACAGAAACGCCAGAAAGAGGCGGAGCAAAGACAAAAACUACAAUCGCAAUAUGGCGGUGGUCAAUUUUGGGAUAGUAUUGGGCAGGGCUCGACGCCGGCAUCUAGGACUAUCUCUCCAGCUAUUCCAUCAGCUGGAAGUGGGGUAGGAAAUCAGAAUGGAUAUAAGAAAAACGAUGAUGAUGAUCUAUUCGCUGCAUUCAAUCGAGAUACGAAGGUGGACAAUGCUAGCUAUUUCCCCCCACCGGAACAGCAACAGUCCAGGAAAAGUACGCCAGCGAAUACCGCUCAGCUUGACCUGACCAAUGCUAGUGCGUGGAAUAAGCCCGCAGCAUCAAAGGGGGGCGAGCUUGGCGAUGAUGAUGAUCCCUUUGGCUUGGGCCAAGUGGAAUCUCAACCGCAGCGGCAACAAACGCUUGAAGCGGACGAGGAUGAUGACUUACUAGGAGAUCUGGGUAAGCCGGUUGAUGAGGUACGACGGAAAACUCAGGCUGCUCAACCAAAACCAGAACCCGGCCGACCUAUUGAAGAGUCAGAUUCCGAUUCCGAGCCUGAAAUUGCCCCAAGAGGAGGUAGCUCAGAUCCAUUCGACAAAGCAGUAGCUGAAUUAGUUGAUAUGGGGUUCACAGCCGAGAACGCAAGACGAGGUUUAACAGAAAGCGGCGCAGGUCUAAAUGUUCAAGCUGCAGUUGGGUGGCUUUUGGACGACGCACAUAGGCAAGCUCGUAACAAGCAGGGUCCCUCUGAACCCGCCCCUGAGCGUGCUAGAAGAGACGAGAACCGCUCCAGGAAUCGUGGUAGUCCGGCUUGGAUGAAUGCAGAUCAAGCCGACGACGUUCCUUCUCGGAGAGAUAAUGACUCCCCCGCUUCUGGGGAUGACUUCUCGAAGAGGGCAGCGGCAAUGGGCUCGAGUUUCUUUAAGACGGCCAACUCCCUCUGGAAAAGUGGUCAAAAACAGGUCCAAAAGGCAGUUGCUGAUUUCCAGCAAGAAGGUGGUGAUCUUAGCCAGCCAAAAUGGAUGCGUUCCGCUCAGCAAGAAAGAUCACAUUCUGGAGGGCGCGGAUCUGAGACCGCGACUGACGAAGCUUUAAUGCUAGAAGCUGGUAUGCGGCCAGAGAGACAACCACCCAGGCCUACCCAAAACCGACAUGCUGAUCCUCGAGACCGGUCCCCAGCUUUACCUAGUCGAUUAGCCGCCAAUUCUCCCGGGGUUCCUAAAUGGCAACAAGCAGCACAGCCAAGUUCCCACGAUCCUCGUGCACGGUUGAAUAAACAAGCUAUUGAGGAGCAAAGCGCACAAGCAUAUGUGAGCCCCGCAAGGAGGAAGAAAGCAACGCCCCAACCAACACCCCAACCCGAGCCCGAGGCAGAUCUCCUGUUUGGACAACCCACUCAACAGCCUUCCCGAUCCCAACCUCAGCCUCAACGUUCAGCUCAAUCACCAGUUCCUACGACCAAAAGACCCACCCAAGCCUCAUCAAGAACUAUUACACCGCGGCCACCAGCACCCACCCGAAAAGUGCCUAGCGUCUCUUCAUCGGUUUUGGAAGCUUCUACGCGACAUCGUCUCGAAGGAACUGCACAUUUCAAACGAGGAGACUACGAUGCUGCACAUACAAGUUACACGAAUUCGCUAGCUGGCGUGCCACAAUCACACCCUAUCUGUAUCAUUCUCCUCACUAACCGCGCCCUCACUGCGCUCAAAACUGGCAGCCCUAAGCAGGCUGUCGGUGACGCAGAUGCUGCGAUUGGAAUCAUAGGACCAUCCCAUGGUGAAGGUGAAAAGGUUACAUUGCCUGAUGGCGAAUCUCGCGAUAUGAAGGAUCUAUACGGCAAAGCGCUUAGCCGGAAGGCCGAGGCGCUUGAGCAGAUGGAGAAAUGGGCAGACGCUGGAAAUGUCUGGCAGCAAUGCGUCGAAGCAGGUGUCGGGGGUGCCAAUGCUAUUGCUGGCCGGCAGCGGUGUCAAAAGGCACUUGCUCCUAAACCCAAACCUACGCCUAAACCCGCGCAAGCAGCCCGACCGCGGCCGAAACCAUCUGCUGUAUCAGACCUCAACCCACAAAAAAGUUCGGAAGCCGUACAACGCCUCCGGGAAGCUAAUAAAGCAGCUGAAGCGGCCGAUGAUGAGAAAUUCGCUCUCGGUGAAAAAGUUGACGCAAAGAUCGCUGCUUGGCGAGAUGGCAAACGGGAUAAUCUACGGGCACUUCUUGGAAGUCUUGACCAGGUGCUAUGGGAAGGUAGCGGGUGGAAAAAAAUUGGCUUGCACGAGUUGGUAGUUGCAAACAAAGUCAAGAUACACUACAUGAAGGCCAUUGCCAAGUGUCACCCUGACAAGCUACCACAAGAUGCCAAUACGGAGGUAAGACUAAUCGCCGGUACGGUAUUUGCCACUUUGAAUGAGAGUUGGGAUAAAUUCAAGGCAGAGAACGGAUUGUAGAAUUUUGUCGGUACUUUCGGAGAGGGAAGUGUACCAGAUUUAGAUGAGGCAACGAAAUAGAGAAAUGAGACUACGAAUUUACGGUGCGGCACAGCAAUCGCAAACGGCAAUCCCGAUUCAACUUAGUGCCACCACACAAGCCAAGCAGUUAUAGCAUAGGAUAUCCCAGACCCCCCCAGACCCCAGGUUUAGGAAGUAGAUGAAAAAAAGAACCAGUGGCGAAUCAAGAUGAUGGUAGUUGAUAAAUUAGUCUUCUUAGAAGAGUAUUCAAUCACAUCCCAUUCAUAUUAAUGCCCCGGAUUUUCCAAAUCCUCUAAUCCUUCCUCCGCGUGACUUUCCGCCUAGUCAGGCCACCGAAUGAACGGAAGUCUGGGACGCCUGUCCUUUUGUAAUUCAUUGUGCAUCGGCGCCGGGGAUUCGGGUCAUGGAUAUAAAUCCAAUUGGGGGAACAAAACAAUGAAUUUUCUUUUUUCUUUGUCUCGUCUUUAACUUGACGUAGUUUAAAGAUGACAUGGAAAAGUCAUGAUGCAUCAUUGAUAGAUCCGACAACAAGAAUUGUAGGAAUAAGAAUAAUUUGUCAACCUUCAAGAAGUUGCCCCAAUGAGCAGGUUAUCAACCCAUU